Molecule: messenger RNA, 1634 nt
Organism: Hyalella azteca
Lineage: Eukaryota; Metazoa; Arthropoda; Malacostraca; Amphipoda; Hyalellidae
Exons: 2
Coding region: 211-825 (204 amino acids)
Source: RefSeq, a predicted model, not a curated record
AGCACUUGCGGUGCGGUGUGGUUGUUGUGAGUUUGCUCAGUCAUCAAGCUUUUAUCAAUUGUUGAAUUUAUUCGACUGACAAUUUAAUUAAAAACUUAUAAACGAUUGAUUCAUCAGUCUACGCUUUAAUCUGAUUCUAUUUUCGAUAUUUGCAGCUGAUAACCUAAUUGCAUAAUUUAACAUUUUUUGGAAACCUUAGACAAGCUGAAAAUGGUUACCGAAAUGUUACCCAUGUACAGCUCUUCGUUCUCCGAGUCCAGCUUUUCAUCAUUUAGAAAUAAUGGCAGCCCCACUUUGGGCCGCAUCCGGAGAGGCUCUAACCGUACGAUGUCAUGUUCAUAUUCUGAUCUCUUUGAAACCGUGGAAAUUCGUGGCAAUGCCACCUUAUGUUUCGACGAAGACGGAACUCGCUUCCAAGGCGUCAUUGUCGCCGACGAUAGAAGUCUUUAUUCCAUCCAAGGCAAGAAAUCUCCAAGAAGAAACGGCGGCCAGGUGGCAAACUCUUGCAAUUGCAACGAAUCCUUCAACGAGGAUUACCCUGAGGAGCAAGUCCUGCCCGUCUCGUUUGACAUUCGCAUCAAGGACCACGACAACCCCCAGGAAUACCAACUACGCAGAGUGCACGGCACCAACGGCCAAAUCUGCAAGUUUUCGUGCGACAAAAUAAGCUUUACUUCGCAAGAGGUCUACCGAGGACAUAAAGCAGACAUGGUUGCUCAAGAAUGUCUGGGCCACAAAAUUCAUGGCAGCAAGUCGCAGGUGUACAUUGGGCCGUUUUGGGCAUCCGUUCAAACCCGAGAAGAACCUAGGCACUGGGUUCUUUAAAAUUUCUCGGUUAAAAACUGUUUCGAUUCCUCAAUCUUGUAUCGAGUUGAAUUUUGUACCCAAAGAUCUCAUUUUGUUGUUUACCACAGUGUAUAAUCAAUGUAUGCCAUUACACAUCAUUUUUUCACACCUCAUUGUUAACUAUAAAUGCCUUCAUUGAGUUGUUGUUAAUUCUAGUCCGACCGUUCGAUUGAGAUUCAUUCCUAGGCUAAGACACUAACUUUUAAGUAGAACGGUUGCGAGAUACGGUGAGAUGUUCAUUGUUUUGUUACACAUAAUUAAUAGCCUUCGUUUUUCUUACCAAAAUUUUGUUGAAUUAAUUAGAUUAUAGGAGUUGAAGUUAGGACUAUGUAGAAUUAAGAUAAUUUUGAUCCUGAACGACUUACAAUACAAAUGACCGCGAGGAAUCCCUUCAACGACUCACGAUUUGCUAGUCGCCGAUCGUCGUGACUCAGAACGUUUCCCCGAUCACCCCGUGACUCAGAACGUUUGCUCGAUCACCUCGUAACUCAGAACGUUUACCCGAUCACCUCGUGACUCACAGAACGUUUGCUCAAUCACCUCGUGACUAAGAACAUUUGUCAAAAUAAUUUGUGUUCAACAAAUGAUUGAAGGCCUACAGCGCAAACUAAAAUCUCGAGCUGCAGUUAUGAUGGUGUCGGAUAUCUCCUGCUCGCCAUCUUGUUCGAUGAUCUGCGGAUUUUACUUCAUGAACGAGUAUUAUGUGUCACCGUGUACUUUAAUUCAUCAGUCAUUGCGUAUCCUGGCAUGAUUGACUAUAUUUAUUUUAUAAAUAAAAUAAAUUUUUA